Drosophila pseudoobscura is the source of this 889-nucleotide messenger RNA. RefSeq lists its product as uncharacterized. The record is from RefSeq and is a predicted model, not a curated record. The coding region runs from base 205 to 864 and encodes 219 amino acids. The transcript is spliced from 2 exons. Lineage: Eukaryota; Metazoa; Arthropoda; Insecta; Diptera; Drosophilidae.
CCAAUUAUGAUCCGAAUGUUUUUAUUUCCUUAAAAUAUUCCGCUCUAAAUCAAAAAACAAUUUUUUUCAUAAUUUCCCUGAGAGUGCUCGUUGACAGGAUGUUGUUGCUGUUGCUCUUAUCGCUAGGUACUGGCAGAGGAUGAUAAGAUUUUGGCAAGGACCUGGUAUUCUAACUAAACUAAGGAAGCAUUUGACCAGAUUGCCAUGAACUUCGGUGUUGUGCGUAUGCUCGAUGGCGUGCGCCGCCGAGUCCUUGGUCACGAAUUUAAUGAAUGCGAAACCCUUGUCCUUGAAGACACGCACAUCCUGAAUGUUCCCAAAAGAUGGCCCUCCAGAAGAUCGUCGAGAUGCGAAAGAAGAUCUUGCUACUGGUCCAGGGCCAGUACCAGUCCCAGUCCCAGUCUUAGGAGAAGCAGUCGCCAGCACAGCCCGUCAAUCGCCGACACACCACAGAAAUCACCAGCUCCUCGAUGGGUGCUAUACGAGCGACCAGCGUGGACGGCCAAGUACUUUGGCGUCCAGGAGACCUUCAAGUCCACAACUACCGCGAUCAAGACGCAGUCGAUGCCGCCACGAAUUGUGACCAAGGCGGAGGCCACCAACGAGCAUGUGCGUCAGCUGGGGACGACAUUCCUCACGCAGAAGCGUCGCGAGAUGCUGAAGCGCAUGAGUCCCAUCUCCCUGGAUACCUACACGAGCAGCUCCAUCAGUCCCACAGCGAUUCCCAGUCCCAAGAGAGCGCAUUCGCCCGGCAAUCGUGCAAAGGCCACCAUCUCCAGCUUCGAGGACAUUGAGGUCACGCCCCAAGAGCUAAAUGCCGCCGGCAAGGACUUCAAGCGACUGUGCGUCGAGAUAUUGGACUGAAAAAUUGUUAAAUUUUGGCCAAGUA